UUGUCGAGGCGGGCGCGUGCGCGGUUCGCGGGUCGAUAUUUAGUGACGUCAACAGGAGUCCGGCUUCAGUCAGCCGCCGGUGGCCACGGUGAUCAUGUGGCUGCAAUGGAUCACCGCAACGGUACUCAUAGCGACGGUGUACUCCCGCGAAGUAUUCACCAACUCUUUCCUGGUGCGGUUCAAGCGGUCGCUGCGCCACGAGGAGGCGCACGGCAUCGCGCUGCAGCACGGCUUCGACAACCUCGGCCCGGUUCUCAGCUCCAACACAGAAUGGCAUUUCGCGCACCGUGGGCUGCCGCACGCGCGCCCGCGCCGCUCCAUACUGCAUACACGACUUUUGAAACGACACCCUUUGGUCCACACCGCGGUCCAACAACCGGGUUUCAAGCGGGUAAAACGUGGUUUCCGAGCGCUUCGUCUCCCCGAAACCGUACCAGCGUCUGAACCUCGUGAUCCGUACUUCCCUCUGCAAUGGUACUUGAAGAACACGGGACAAAAUGGCGGGAAACCUAAGCUGGAUUUGAACGUUGAAGCAGCCUGGGAGCAGGGGUAUACCGGCGUGAAUGUUACUACCGCUAUUAUGGACGAUGGAGUUGACUACAUGCAUCCUGACUUAAAAUAUAACUAUAAUGCUGAGGCAUCAUAUGACUUCAGCAGCAACGACCCCUUUCCGUAUCCUCGAUAUACUGACGACUGGUUCAACAGCCAUGGAACAAGAUGCGCAGGCGAAGUAGCAGCCGCUCGAGACAACGGUGUGUGUGGGGUUGGAGUUGCCUACCAUUCUAAAGUAGCUGGCAUUCGGAUGUUGGACCAGCCGUACAUGACGGAUCUCAUAGAGGCGAACUCCAUGGGGCACGAGCCCCAUAAGAUCCACAUUUAUAGUGCCUCCUGGGGGCCUACGGAUGACGGCAGGACUGUGGACGGACCGAGAAAUGCUACCAUGCGAGCUAUAGUUAGGGGCGUGAAUGAGGGUCGCAAUGGACUCGGCAAUAUCUAUGUGUGGGCGAGCGGCGAUGGCGGCGAAGAUGACGACUGUAAUUGCGACGGCUAUGCUGCGUCUAUGUGGACCGUCUCUAUUAAUAGCGCAAUAAACGACGGUCAGAACGCGCACUACGACGAGUCCUGUUCCUCGACACUCGCGAGCACGUUCAGCAACGGCGCCCGCGACCCGAGUACGGGUGUCGCGACCACGGACCUGUACGGAAAAUGUACUGCGACACAUUCGGGGACUUCUGCUGCGGCUCCUGAAGCGGCUGGCGUGUUCGCAUUGGCUCUGCAUGCUAACCCCAACCUGACCUGGCGCGAUAUCCAGCAUUUAACAGUAUUAACAUCUAAGAGAAAUUCCCUUUACGACGCAAAGGGUCGUUUCCAUUGGACUAUGAACGGAGUAGGCUUGGAGUUCAACCAUCUGUUCGGUUUUGGCGUGUUGGAUGCAGGCGCUAUGACGGCAUUAGCGGCGAAUUGGAGAUCGGUCCCACCCCGGUAUCAUUGUGAAGCUGGAUCGGUUAAUACUCAUACGGAAAUCCCCGCGGACGGUAGUGUAACACUGCACAUCGAUACCACCGCGUGUGCGGGCGGCGCCAGCGAGGUGCGCUACCUGGAGCACGUGCAGGCGGUCGUCAGCGCCAACGCCACGCGACGGGGCGACCUCGAGUUCUUCCUCACCAGCCCCAUGGGCACCAGAUCAAUGAUACUGAGUAGGCGGGCGAACGAUGACGAUAUGAGAGAUGGCUUCACGAAGUGGCCCUUCAUGACAACGCACACGUGGGGUGAAUAUCCACAAGGAACAUGGACUUUAGAAGCGCGGUUCAACGGCGGGUCGGGUCCGAGCGCCACGUCGGGCUGGGUGCGCGGCUGGGCGCUGGUGCUGCAUGGCACGCGCGCGCCGCCCUACGCGCUGCUGCAGCCGCACGACCCGCACUCCAAGCUCGCUGUGGUGAAGAAGGCGCAUGAGGACAACGCACGGACUUAAAUGUAUAUGACAUCCUAUUUAUUUAUAUUUUCCGUUAUUUUUUCUACGUUUUCUGUGUUUAGGUUUUGUUUUGUUAUUUAGGUUCUUUUGUUUAUCUGCAACCACAAGAGCCGCACUUUAAGCUCGCAGUCGUCAAGAAGGCGCAUGAGGACAACGCACGGACUUAAACGUAUAUCCGAUCCUACACCAUUUUGUUCUUCUGUCUUCUUUACUACUUUUUCUGUGUUUACCCACUACUUAUCCGAUUUAGUUGUAUUUUUUGCUGUUGUUUUUGUUACUUCUUUUGUUUAACUACAGCCGCAAAAGCCGCACUUCA
Colias croceus (clouded yellow) is the source of this 2288-nucleotide messenger RNA. It is a transcript of the gene amon, whose product is annotated as neuroendocrine convertase 2. Gene Ontology annotation, biological process: protein processing. The record is from RefSeq and is a predicted model, not a curated record. The transcript has 14 exons. The coding region runs from base 95 to 1972 and encodes 625 amino acids. Gene Ontology annotation, cellular component: trans-Golgi network; Golgi membrane. Gene Ontology annotation, molecular function: serine-type endopeptidase activity. NCBI's taxonomy places the organism in Eukaryota, Metazoa, Arthropoda, Insecta, Lepidoptera, Pieridae.